UUUCGCAGAUGUGGGGAGCACACUCCCGUCUGUGGCGAAAGGGCGGCGGUGGUGUGAAGCCGAGAAGGAGCGAGAUGAGGAGGAAUAUGUCGGUGUGAGGACGUUUCUUUGUGUUCACGGCAGCGAAACUCACAACGCCAGGUGUGUCUCCUCAGCUUACUUCUCACCUUUGCCACCUUUACCACCACUGUCGAGGUAGCCAUGGCGACCAGUGCCUUGCCAAGUGACAACCUGCCAACGUACAAGCUGGUGGUGGUGGGGGAUGGUGGUGUUGGGAAGAGUGCCCUCACCAUCCAAUUCUUCCAGAAGAUCUUUGUGCCAGACUAUGAUCCCACGAUAGAAGACUCAUAUCUCAAACACACAGAGAUAGAUGGACAGUGGGCAAUACUGGAUGUGCUGGACACAGCUGGCCAGGAGGAGUUCAGUGCGAUGAGGGAGCAGUACAUGAGGACGGGAGAUGGCUUCCUGAUCGUCUUCUCCGUGACAGACAAGGCCAGCUUUGAACACGUUGACCGGUUCCAUCAACUCAUACUACGGGUCAAAGACAGGGAGGCCUUCCCCAUGGUGCUGGUGGCAAACAAAGUGGACUUGGUCCAUCUGAGAAAGGUCACCACUGACCAGGGCCAAGAGAUGGCUGCAAAACAUAACAUAACAUAUAUUGAAACCAGUGCCAAGGAUCCUCCAAUGAAUGUGGACAAAGCCUUCCACGAGCUGGUUCGUGUUAUAAGACAACAGGUGCCAGAGCGAAACCAGAAGAAGAAAAAGAAGAUGAAAUGGAGGGCAGAACGUUCAGCAGGUUCCCACAGGUUCCACUGCGCUAUAUUGUGACCUCCCUCGUCCUGUUUUAUCAUUCGAAACAUACACACACCUACACGCGCACCCACAUACCUUUGGAUGUCAGGGAACUCCCCAGCAGUGGUUAACUACUGGAGCACAAAAGGGAAGGGGGGGUCGAUGAAUGGCUGGAUGAAUCCAGGAAUUGUUGGACUGAUGUCCCCUCACCCUUAACAAUGUGUUGGAAUGAGUGCUGUGCCCUCUCUCCUCAAUUUAUGGUCCCUUUCAGAGGUCUAUAGAUCCCUCCAAUCUCUAUUCAACACAGAACUCCAGUGAACUGUUUCUCAAUCAAGUGUAAUUUUUGAAUUUAAUUUCAAACGUAGCACUCAACGAUUUUGGGGGGGGGGGGGAAGCCAGAGAUCAGAAUCACCUUGAUGUGGAACUUUUUUCUUCUUGGGAAAGGGAGGAAAAGAGAGGACCCGGCUCAAAAUGGCGCCUCGUUUUUCAUGGAGUAACUCCUAAACACCUGCUGGUCAUCACCUUUCUAUCCUCACACUCCUACAACUUUCUGGAAGAAAAGCACCUGUGUGACCUUUAGAUACGUGUAUCUGCGUUCUCUCAUUGUAGAGUGGACAUCAUAAGGGCAUGAUGGAUGAAUACAAGAGCGGUGACAGUGAUGUUGGUAGUGAAAAUAGAAGUUGUGUUUCGGUGUUGACGAGUGGACUGCGAGUUCUGUGAAUGAAGCGUGGACUCUAGGCUUUGAAAUGUCAGUUCAGAGAGGAUGGAAGGACGUGUUGUAGCAAGCGAGAGGAACGUGAUGCUGAGAAAAUGUGUCGUAUCGGUUGACAGGUGAGAGGGAUGGUCAUAUCAGCUUGUUGAAUAAGUGUUUAAAUAUUGUAAUUGUAAAGGAGAGUUAAGAGUGGUCGUAGGUGUGUGUGGUUACACUUUAAUGUAAACGUAACAGGGUUUAUACCAACACUGAUGUGUCAGCGGCCAUGUUUACAAACAUUCUUAGAAAAUGAUUAUUUUCCCAUCGUAAAGACACACAGUAUAUCAGAGCCACUUUACAUCAAGUGUUAAAAUAAUUAUGGUUUGUUUAGGUCGCCUCUGCAGUCAUUGUCAAUGGCAUGAUGAGAGCAGGCUUCAUCAGUACUGUAUGGACAAUAGCCCUCGUAUAUUUGUUUUUGUCUUUGUAGUCUUAACAGAUUAUCUUCAAAACAAGUUACUUUCCAUGUUUUUGUAUCAAAAAAACUAUAGAAAAUUACAAUUAUAUUUGUGAUUAACAAAAUAUCUUACUAUAGGUGGCAAUGUAAACAAAUACAAUGCUGUUUUACAAAAGAUCUGUAGGAAGUUCUUCAUGAAAUAGAAUAGAUAAGGGAUAAUGAGCGCUACGUGUUUCAGAUCUGAAGCAGGCUGGAGAAGCUGAUUUGCACUGGCCACUAACCAAAAUAAUGUGAUGUCACUUUAUUUCAAUCUAGGGGCUUUUCAGACCGCACCGCUGAAUUCAGGACAAUGAAUCAUGCUCAGUAAAGGAGAACACUCCUUCAGUUUGGGGAUACAUUGUAGCCCUGGGACUACAUCAGAGUUAGACAGCCUGUCUGAACCGGGCAGUGUGAUGCUCCUGGGGCUUAAAGCCAUGUUAACCUAGCUACAGGCGACGUUUAGUUGUAGGAAAACCACACAUUCGGAGCAACAAGACAUUCAGUAUAUUCAUGUCUGUCGUGAGGUGGAUAGGAAUGUACAGUUUAAUAACCUAUGAAAUGGCUUGUACUGUUAACGCACUAAAGUUUCGGUGGACAACUUUUUUUUGUCUAGAUGAAUACCGUCUCUUGAAGGAAUACAUUUUUGCACUUUUAAUACAAUUUCUGACUUUCCUAUUGGCAUGUUGUUUUCUGUUCAAACCUGUAAGUGAAGCGAAAGGCACAGUUAAAAAAGAUUUGAAUGUAAAAAUCGAAUAACAAAAAGAGCAAAUAGGCAAUUAGUGUUGUAGCCCUGUGUGCCUGUGUGUGCCUGUUGCCUUGGUGAUGGUUGUGACAGAGAUUGGAAUUUAAUCAUUGGAAAGGAAAAGUUUUGUGCAACGAAGUUUUGAAUUAAGAAGGUUGAGUAUGAAAAAAAAGAGUUAUCGAAUGGCAUACAAAUUCACCUCAGCAUGAAAGUGGAAUAUCAACCUCAGCAAAAGAAGGAAAACGGUAUUAACCUUCAUCUACUGUUAAAGGGACUUCACAAAGAGGACAGAAAACAUUGAAGUACUGAUCACGGAGCAAUGAAGCAACAGACUCUGGAUUGUUGGGGAGGACGAAAAAAAGAAAAAAAAUUGAAUGUGUUUGAUGAAAAUGUUGCAUCAUGUAUGUUUGAUACCAUUUUGUAUUAUUGAAAUGAAUUAUUGAUAUGAUUCUUGCAAAGUGUUUUUUAAACAACUGAAUAAUUUAUUACUGUCUAUGUUACCUCAGCGUGUCCCAGACCUGGACAAAAAGCAAAACUCCUCCCCCCUUUUUUUCCCCUUUUCUUUUCUUUGGGAUUCUCAACGGGUCAAAGGCCUUUUUGCCUCUGACCCCCCAUAUGAAAAGACUUGUAAUGUGUUGUGGACCAAGAUGAAGAAACCAAGCUUGGUCCUGAGCUGAAACAGCAUAAGGUUCUCUUCUUUACUGGAGCUCAUGUGGAUGGCCUCACAGGUGGAAAUGGAAUCACACAAGGGUCAAAACAAGAAAAGUUUGUUGUCAAAUUUUUGAGUUUAAAUAUGUUUGCUUAAUGUGAAAUUUCUUUAAGGAAAUGUUUGACAUUUUGUAAAACAGACCUAUUGACAUUUUUGCCAAGCAUUACAUUGGGUACAUUAAAUAUUAAGCUACAGGCUGCAGUUUUAUUUUGGCUCAGUGUAAAGACUGGAAACAGGGAAACAGCAAGCCUGGCUCAUUCUGAAGGCACCAAAAUCAGCCAACCGGCACCUCUAAAGCUCAUUGAGUAUGUUAUAGUUAAGUUUGUUUAAUCUAUACAGAUUGUGGUUUUAUCAUAGGUUGUCAAAAUAAUGGGUGCAGCUACUAUAAUGCCACCCAUUGGUUUGUGGACUCCUGAUUUGAAGCCUUGUGUUCAGCAUUUCAGCCAUCGCCAUCUUGGUUGUUUGGGGCCAGAAGUGACCAUAUCUGGGCGAGAGUCUGGAGCUGUGGAGAGGCGAGGGCUAGAUCUGAGAAGAAGCUAAGGACACUAUCAGCAGGCAGCCUGUCACUCAAAGUUUCUGCUGUAAAGUUGGGCAUCUUAACAUCGGAUUCUAUGGGGAUUGACUGGCUUCUGGAGCCACCCUCAAGUGGCCAUUCAAAGAACUGCAGUUUUUGGCUCCUCUGUAUUGGCUUCAUUUUUUACCCCCGGAAUCUGCUGCCUGGGUCUUACGUGCCGGAUUAUUUCUUACCUUUGGACAGGGCCAGGCUAGCUGUUUCCCUGUUUCCUGUCUUUAUGCCUAGUUAAGCCAACUGCAGUGCUGACGAGCUUCAUACUUAGUGUACAGAUACAAGCAUGGUAUCAAUCUUCUCACAUGACUCUUGGCAAGAAAUUCAAUAGGGGUAUUUCAAAAAAUGUCAAACUUUUUUCUCAAGCAGGCUGAGCUCAUGUACCUGGCGGGUGUCUUCAAGUUGACUACUUUACUUUCUGGUUUGAGGUCCAAAAUUCAGUUUGAAAUUCGAAAGUUACCUUUCUUGAAUGAAUCAUUACGGCUGGUACAAAGAAACCUGCUGAUCUAUUGCACCGUCUUCACAUUUCAGGCAGACCAAAUACAAAUGCUGAAAGUGAAAAUAAUGAAUCUGUUAUCUGACCCUGGAUCAUAUGUGAGCUAAAUGAAGCACUUUUAUUUAAUUAAUUGGAGAGGUAACAUUAUUUUUCAAAUAGACACCAAGUAAUUGUUGAAGUUAUGCAAUUGAUUUGAGUGACGUAUGUCCUGAAACUGUCAGUAUGUAAAGGGCCGUGUAAACUUUAGGUUUGGAUAACAAAAAAAACAACAACAAAAAAAACAAAAACAAACAUUUGGAGUUGUCACACCAGUUGUGUAAUGUGUGUUUUUGGACAGGUCUGUUGUGUUCUAACUGGCUGUGUCAGACUGAGGAGCUAGACGAGGCACAAACAAACUGUGGCCUUUUUAUCUAGCCUCAGGGGUCGAUUAUAUUUCAAUAAAGAAAUACAAGUAUUGUGACUUUC
Messenger RNA from Epinephelus lanceolatus (giant grouper), 4953 nucleotides. RefSeq names its product muscle RAS oncogene homolog a (gene mrasa). Gene Ontology annotation, biological process: signal transduction. NCBI's taxonomy places the organism in Eukaryota, Metazoa, Chordata, Actinopteri, Perciformes, Serranidae. The record is from RefSeq and is a predicted model, not a curated record. Gene Ontology annotation, cellular component: membrane. Gene Ontology annotation, molecular function: GTP binding; GTPase activity.